This is a messenger RNA of Leguminivora glycinivorella, 2875 nucleotides long. Its product is annotated as probable aldehyde oxidase 4. Gene Ontology annotation, molecular function: 2 iron, 2 sulfur cluster binding; iron ion binding; oxidoreductase activity. Bases 1 to 2736 code for a protein of 911 amino acids. NCBI's taxonomy places the organism in Eukaryota, Metazoa, Arthropoda, Insecta, Lepidoptera, Tortricidae. The record is from RefSeq and is a predicted model, not a curated record. The transcript is spliced from 16 exons.
AUGGAUCGCGUCAGUUUCCUCCUUAACGGGGUACCUUGCUCUGUGGGCCACGAAGUCAGCUCAAACCUGUCUCUCCUGGAGUACAUUCGCGUGCACAAGGAGCUGCGAAGCACCAAGUACAUGUGCCGUGAGGGUGGCUGCGGCUCAUGCAUGGUCGCUGUGGCGAGACCUGGCGAGCGAACACACGCUGUCAAUUCUUGUCUUGUAUCCGUGACAUCAUGUCAAGACUGGGAGAUAACCACGAUCGAGGACAUCGGGAACCGCUUGAAGGGCUACCACCCGCUGCAGACGACCCUCGCCAAGCUCAACGGGACUCAGUGCGGGUACUGCUCACCGGGUUGGGUCAUGGCCAUGUAUGGCCUCCUACUGCAGAAUAAAGAGAAACUAACAAUGCUGGAGAUAGAAAAGUCUUUGGGCAGCAACAUCUGCCGAUGUACCGGCUACCGACCUAUCCUGGAGGCUUUCAAGAAAUUCGCCAGCGACGCGCCGAGGGAGGACAUACUUGAUAUAGAAGAACUUACUAUUUGUAAGAAGAAUGGUGAAGCUUGCCGUAAGAGCAAAUGCAGCGAAAGCGACUGGUGCCUAGUCGUGGCAGAAGACCUCAAGCUACCCGAGAGGAUAGAGUUUCAGCUGAGAGACGGCAAGUUCUGGUUCAGGGUGCAGUCCGUCGCUGAUAUCUUUGAAGUGCUGCGGAAGAAAGGAGAGGAUAGCUACAUGCUUGUUAAUGGAAAUACUGCUAAAGGAGCUUACCCCAUAAUCGAAUAUCCCCAACUUCUCAUCGAUAUCAGCAACGUCCAGGAACUGAAAGGCUUCCAAAUUGACCAGAACCUGGUGCUUGGAGCUGGCAAUACUUUAACUGAGACUAUGGAUAUAUUCGAGCAAGUGACCAAUUCAUUGGGCUCCUUCUGGUAUCUGGAGAAGUUGAGAGAGCAUUUAAUGCUGGUUGCGCAUAUUCCUGUGAGAAACUUAGGAACCAUCGCCGGCAAUUUGAUGAUCAAGCAUCAACACAAUGAGUUCCAAUCGGAUAUAUUCCUUCUGUUUGAAACUGUUGGAGCGUACCUUACUAUUGUGGACCAAAACGGAAUGCAUAUAGUGGUGACGCCUGAAGAGUUUCUCCAAGUGGACAUGAAGGGGAAGGUCAUUUUGAACAUCCUACUUCCACCCCUAAGUCGAUCUUACAAAUUCGUCUCGUUUAAGAUCAUGCCUCGCUCUCUAAACGCUCACGCCAUAGUCAACGCCGCGUUCCUGUACAAGAUCUGUGAUCCACAAGACCACGUGUGUCUAGCUCGCAUGGUCUACGGUGGUCUCUCUCCACACUUCGUCCACGCCAACAAUACUGAGAAGUUUCUUAUCGGAAGGCAGCUGUUCUCCAACGACACCCUGCAGAGCGCCAUCAAGGUCCUCCUGCAAGAUCUGGUGGUGGAAGACUGCCCGCCGGAACCUUCCGCCAAGUAUAGGAGGGACUUGGCUGUCAACUUGUUUUAUAAGGGUCUCCUGUCACUGUGCCCCAGUAGCACCGUGUCUCCUAAAUACGAGUCCGGUGGGAUCGUGCUGAGCAAAACUCGCCCUGUCUCCAACGGACGGCAGUUUGUCGACACGAACCCUUUGCUGUGGCCGCUUACCCAGCCCAUCCAGAAGGUUGAGGCCCUUAUCCAGUGCGCCGGUGAAGCGCCGUAUACGGAAGACCUACCGGAACUCCCACGUGAAGUAUUUGGUGAAUUCGUACUGGCCACAAUACCAGUCGGUGAGAUUAAACACAUCGAUGCCAGUGAAGCUCUGAAAUAUUCAGGCGUUGUAGCUUUCUACUCGGCAAAAGACAUUCCAGGAGUCAACUCCUUCACUCCAGGAGACAUGUCUUUCUUCUUCGCUCUAGAAGAGCUAUUCUGUUCCGGCCCUGUCAAAUACAAUGGACAAGUUGUUGGAAUCGUAGUUGCUGAGACCAGACCUAUUGCAGAAUAUGCUGCAAAACUUGUUAAAAUUACAUAUAAGAAUGUGAAAAAGCCAGUAAUUGAUGUAAAAGUGGCGAAAACAGAUCCUAACCGGAUUAUAUUGGGACAAGCAAUGCCUGCUACUAGUAGAGGAACGGAUAUUAAUACAGUGAUAAAGGGUGACGAAACGAUAUACCAACAGACGCACUUUUGUAUGGAAGUGCUAGUGAGUGUGGCAAAGCCAACGGAGGAAGGUUUGGAACUUCAUUGUACAACGCAGCAUAUGGACGGGAUUCAGUUUAUGGUAUCGCGGGUUCUCAAGAUGCAGGAAAAUAAAAUAGACGUCCACGUGCGUCGCCUGGGUGGAGCGUACGGGAUAAAGAUCUCCCGAGGAAACCAGGUGGCGGUGGCGAGCGCUUUGGUCGCCUACAAGCUGAACCGUCCUUGCCGGAUCAUAUUAUCCCUUGAAACACAGAGCCAUGCUAUAGGGAAGCGGCUGCCAUGUUCUACUGAUUUUGAGGUAGCAGUAGACGCUACGGGCAGAAUCCAAUACUGCAAUGAGAACCUGUACACGGACAACGGCUACGUCCUCGAUGAACCGUUGUUUAUGGGCACCUUCGACGUCUACAACAACUGCUAUGAGAAGGCGCGGUUCGACUAUAAGGUGUUUAAUGUGAUUACGGACACUGCGAGUAAUUCGUGGUGCCGGUCGCCAGCAUUUUUCAGGAACACUGGAAGCUAUAGCGUCAGCAGAAUUCAUCUUGGAGCGCAUUGCAUACGAGUUAUCACAAGACCCUAUAGAAGUUAGAUUGCGGAACUUAGACCCUGCUUAUACAGAGCUGAGAGAACAAGUAAACAGAAUUAAAUUGCAAGGACAGUAUGAUGAAAGAAGAGCGUUCGUUGAUAAGUUUAACAGUCAGAACAGGUGGAAGAAGAGGGGCUUGAGA